AUUACUAAAAUUCCUUUUUCCAUUUGCAUAUAGAUUUUUCAUUGACCAAAAAGGUGGUUUUUUCAAAAUUAUAAGGUGUCCCGUCAACAACAACGCUGUGACGGAACGAUUUGUCGCUUAUUAAAACCGCCGUUCCCCUUCUUUCUUCCUUGCGGGUUUUCAUUUCUCUGCUUGGAAAAAAUUUCAGCAAAUAUAGGGGUUAUUUAUCGUUAAUCAUUCGUAAAUGGCAAACAGGCACACUAUUAUUCUGAUGCAGACAUCUCAGAACCGAGCAACUCGCACUUUUAUGGAUUACGAAUCAAUAAGUCAAGCAAUGGAUGGAAUUUGUGGUUUGUAUGAGAGGAAGCUCAAGGAACUAAACCCGGCAAUCAGAGAAAUCACUUACGACAUCUCAGAUCUUUACAAUUUCAUUGAUGGCCUUGCUGAUAUGAGUGCAUUAGUGUAUGAUCACUCAAUCCAGGCUUACCUGCCCUAUGACCGACAGUGGAUAAAGCAGAAAACGUUGCAACACCUAAAAAAGCUGGCAUCACAGAGAUAAUAUAUCUUAAAGGCUAGUCUCUAUCAACCAUAUUCAGUUAAUUUCCUGUUGGCUUUUAUGAAGAAAAGAGCUGCGGUUGGCGGGUUGCAAUCUGGAGUAAAAACUAUGUACAAUGUGCUUCUUUUCCCUGAAAUCCAUAUCCUAUCUCAAGAGCUUCAAGUGGGAAACCAACUGUUGUCGGAACUGAACGUUGUACUGGCCUCGCAGUGAAUCAUGAAUUUAUAAGUUUGCUUACUUCUGUAAAUUGUACUAGCUAUUUAAACUUGCCAGUGACUAUAUUUCUCAGCUACUUCUAUUGGAUAUAUAUACAAGUUUAUCUA
This is a messenger RNA of Capsicum annuum, 858 nucleotides long. Its product is annotated as enhancer of rudimentary homolog. The record is from RefSeq and is a predicted model, not a curated record. The transcript has 4 exons. The coding region runs from base 224 to 538 and encodes 104 amino acids. NCBI's taxonomy places the organism in Eukaryota, Viridiplantae, Streptophyta, Magnoliopsida, Solanales, Solanaceae.